AUGAGCGACAACACUAGCCAGCAGCGGGCGGACCUGUUCAAGUUCUCCGAGCCGGGUACCUUUAGGAUUGUCAAGAUUUUUGUGACAGAGUCCCACCUUGCACAAUAUUCGAAAGUCUCGGGACUGAGCGAGGAGCAGCUCAUGGAGCUGCUCGAGGCGCUGCAGGCUGUAGUCAAGACGGGCAAGUUUGCCGACCUGAAAGCAGUGAUGGCGACAAUGACGCGUGAGGAAAGGAACAAGAUCUACGCUUGUUUUAAAGAGGCCGACCGCAAGCUCAUUGCCGGCUUCUCUGUGAUGCCCUUGCCGCCGGGCGCCGAGGCCGUGGCGAUGCGGGUUCUACACGCCCAGCUGGCCGAGGACCACGCCAAGCGCCGCCAGCAUCUUCAUAAACAGAGGCAGGACCUUGCAAAGAGAGAGGACCUUCUGGGGGCCGAGGCGUCGAGCCUUGAAGACACGUUGGACUAUGUUUGCGGCAAGUUUAUUGGCCUCAAGAUCAGGGACAGAGAGGACCUCGAGGAGCUCUUGGCGGCUCUUGGCGCGACGGACCCGAAGAUGGAAGACCUUGUGAAGCGAAAGGAUGACAUGGUCAAGCGAAGGGACGGGUAUGACGCGGAGACGGAGGGCUUGGAGAUGAAGCUCCGCGAUCUCGAGCGGGAGAGUGAGAAGAUUGGCAAGGAGAUGGAAGAAUUUAAUUACGAGAUGAGGGAUCUCACCAAAAAAACGGCAGAGCUUGACCAGGAGGGAGAGUAUCUUCGCCUGGCGGAGGAGCAGAUGACCAAGGCGUAUGCCAAGAAGAAAGAGAGAGAAAGAAGCAACAGCAGCAGCAGCAGCAAAACGGUCUAG
This is a messenger RNA of Akanthomyces muscarius, 843 nucleotides long. RefSeq lists its product as uncharacterized. The record is from RefSeq and is a predicted model, not a curated record. The transcript is spliced from 2 exons. The coding region runs from base 1 to 843 and encodes 280 amino acids. NCBI's taxonomy places the organism in Eukaryota, Fungi, Ascomycota, Sordariomycetes, Hypocreales, Cordycipitaceae.